AUGGCUCCCACGUACAAGACGGUGGUCCUCGCCAAAAGACCUAAAGACAACAUCGUCCCAGGGGAGACGUUCAGACUCGUCAGCGACAACCCGCCUCUUUCCGCCGAAGAUCUCAAGGAUGGAGAGGUUCUCUUCGAGACCAACUAUCUCAGUAUCGAUCCCGCCAUGCGUGGCUGGCUGAAUGAUACCAGAUCAUACAUUCCCCCCGUGAAGAUCGGGGAGGUCAUGCGAGGCGGCUGCAUCGGGACGGUCAAGGCCAGCAAGAACUCUCAGUUCCCCGUGGGGAGUUUCGCCACGGCGACGGCGGGAUGGACCGAGUACAAGAUUUGCAAGGGGAACGAGUUGCAGAGGGUGGUUGUCCCAAAGGGCGGGAGACUGACCGAUGGAUUGAGUGUCCUGGGCAUGACCGGGCUAACAGCAUACUUUGGCAUCAUCGACGUCGGCAAGGUCAAGGCAGGAGACUUCGUUGUCGUCUCUGGCGCUGCAGGUGCAACGGGAAGUGUUGUCGGCCAAAUCGCCAAGCUCAAGGGCGCUACUGUUUUGGGGAUCGCUGGCAGCGAGGACAAGUGCCGCUGGCUAAAAGAGGAGUUGGGGUUCGAUGCUGCUUUGAACUACAAAGACAGGGAAUUCGGCAAGAAGUUCCGCGCUGCCACAAAGAACUUGAUUGAUGUCUACUUUGACAACGUGGGCGGGGAGAUCCUCGACAUGGCCCUCUCAAGAGCAAAGCCACACGCUCGAUUCGUCAUGUGCGGAGGUAUCAGCCAGUACAACUCCUCUAAACCCCAGGGUCCAAAGAACUAUCUCAUGAUCGUCUCAAUGCGAAUCCGCAUGGAAGGAUUCAUCGUCUUCGACUACGCCAAGGAAUAUCCCCGCGCCCUCAAAGACCUCGCCCAGUGGCUCUCCGAGGGCAAGAUCAAGCGCAAAGAAACCAUCGUCCGCGGCGGGCUGGAUCAGGCCGAGAACGCGCUGAGGGAUCUGUACAAUGGCGUGAAUACAGGCAAGCUGUUGGUCGAGGUCAAGCCUGUCGGCAAUGACCAGCUUCGAGCGUCUCUGUGA
Molecule: messenger RNA, 1056 nt
Organism: Fonsecaea multimorphosa CBS 102226
Lineage: Eukaryota; Fungi; Ascomycota; Eurotiomycetes; Chaetothyriales; Herpotrichiellaceae
Exons: 8
Coding region: 1-1056 (351 amino acids)
Molecular function (GO): oxidoreductase activity, acting on the CH-CH group of donors, NAD or NADP as acceptor
Source: RefSeq, a predicted model, not a curated record